AUGAAGAACAAGGCCUCUAAUUUGCUGAAGAAAAUCACGUCCGUUUUCAGUGUCAUAGCCAAGGCCAAAUCCAUGGCCGUCAACUCCAAAUUCAGCCCCACCAAAGCCCGCCUCCUCGUGCUCUCCAUGCUCAAGACCAAGAAACUUGUCAUGGAUUCCCUCUCCAACAAAAUCCACACCGUUCUCGGCCAGCACGACCGCAAUAACAACGACGACGACCGUAACAAGGCCAUUGUCCUCUACGACCAUAACCAGUACCGGGCGAGCCGGGGCGUGGUGAUGGUGGCCGAGGGCGAGGAGGAGGACAAGUAUCCGGAUUUGACACACUCGCUGUUCGACGAAGAAGAUGAUUACGACAUCGACGAUGCGAAGCUGCAGGCGGCGGGCGGUUCGAUCAUCGACAUGAUGAGGAACUCCAAGGAAGGGGAGGAGUUCAAGCUGGAGGAAGAGAUUGAUGAGGCUGCAGACUUGUUUAUAAAGAGGUUCCGCAAGCAAAUACGCUUGCAAAAGCUUGAAUCUUUCAAGAGACUUCAAGAGAUGCUGGCCAGAGGGACUUGA
Messenger RNA from Momordica charantia (bitter melon), 558 nucleotides. RefSeq lists its product as uncharacterized. Lineage: Eukaryota; Viridiplantae; Streptophyta; Magnoliopsida; Cucurbitales; Cucurbitaceae. The record is from RefSeq and is a predicted model, not a curated record.